Messenger RNA from Knipowitschia caucasica, 1560 nucleotides. Lineage: Eukaryota; Metazoa; Chordata; Actinopteri; Gobiiformes; Gobiidae. The record is from the annotation of a GenBank genome assembly.
AUGCCAGGAGAGCGUGCGCCAGAGCUGGGUUCAAAAGCUCCGAACCAGGGGCGUGAGAAGUUGAUCCACGAGCUAGAGGAAGAGCGCCGCCUGCGACUGGAAAGCGAAAAACGUGUACGGGAGGUGACCGAGGAGUCCGAGCUGGGACGGGCCCACAUGGUGUCUCUACAGCAGCAAUUCUCCAGGAUGGAAGAGACUGUGCGGACGCUGCUGCAGAACCAGGGCCUGGAACCUUCUGCCCUGGACACAGCGGACCUCAUGAAGGCUUACAAGGAGCAGAACUCAGCGCUGGCCGUGGAGAACGAAAACCAGAGGACGCAGUAUGAGAGAUGUCUCGACGAGGACCUUCGCGAAGAGUGCGUGAAACUGCGUACGCGAGUUUUCGACCUGGAGCAGCAGAAUCGGGCUCUGAGCAUUUUGUUUCAGCAGAAAAUCAAGCCCGCGUCCGACCUUCUCCUACAGUCUUCACUGACCUGGGAGAAGAGACUGACUUUGGGCCGUUCCUCCCCAAGCCUUAUCUACCACCCACCUGAGGAGCCGGUCCCGACCAGACGUAAGGAGGGCCGCAUCUUGCAAGGACUUCGCAAACUUCAGCGGAGGAAACACCGGAGCGCAUCUGCUUCGAGGGUCUCCAAAUCCUGCAAGGACAAGGACUGCAUGAACUCCAAUGAGGGAAUCUACUCCCUGGGUUUCAAGGGGGGCGUUAAAGAUGUUUCCAAGACGCCACAAGAACAAGAAAAAGUUGCUGCCAGUGAGGCCAAAAAGACUGGACCCUCCCUGGCAAACUGGUUCGGCCUGCGCAAAAGUAAGCUGCCAGCUCUGAAUGGAAAGAAAGCUGACUCCCCCAAGGGGAAGGAGGAGAAGAAGGAGCUUAAGAUUGGAUCAGUGCUGGGAGUCAAACCGAAAAAGGAGAAAAAGAAAAGCGAUAGCCAGCAAGAUAGCCCGGCAACAAACCUGGGGGAGGUGAACAACAAGCUGAGUACCAUCAUGGACCAUUGCAACAACCAGAUGGGUCAGAUCGCCACCCAGAUCCAGUGCACCACCGCAUUCAUUGGUAAAGACCAGUUGGUGAAGGAGAUUCUUGGCAGGACGGCGGUGAAGGGCAGCUCAGUGGCAGCUCCGCAUGGGAUUAUGUCACCAAAGAAAAGUGUGGAAAUGGAGGAGGGCAUGUGUCAUGAUAGCUCGAUACUGAUCAUGAGUCCGAAGCUCAAGCCGAAAGCAGACAGCGAUGACGGGCACAUCAUGGACGCCUCCUGUCAGGACCACAUGAUCGUGGAGCAGAGUGAGCAGACCCUGAAGAGGUGCAGCGUGGGUACUGGUCUCUCCAUCAUGGACUACUACCAGCAUGAAGUGUUCCCCUGUCUGGAGGAGGCCAAGAGACUGUCCCGCUACAGCCUGCUGCACCAGGAGGGGGCGCUGGAGGGGAAACCUGCCGACCGCCUGAGCGUAAGAAUCACCGGAGACUGGAGGAACCAUCUCUCUGAGGAGCAGGCCCAGCACUUUGAUUCUGUCUAUGAAGAGAAAAUGAAAGAUGUGGAUUUCAAAUUCAACUGGGAUUAA